UAUUAUUGAGAGGGAGAGAGAAAGUGAUGAUUAAAAAGGCAUGGUCAAGACAAAUUGAGUGUUAAUUUACUUUUCUCUCACUUCCUUCUUUUUCUCUCCGUGGUGAUCCGAGUUGGUAACUCAUCAAACGAGUUCGCCACGCUGACUCGGUUGUACAGGCGGCUAUUCGUCAUUUCGCCACGCAUCAUUCUUCUCCACCCAAUCGAAUAUCUUCCGAUUUCGUAACCACCACCACAUCUUUGAUCUCUUUCCUAACACACUUCUUCUGCAACUUCAACACAAUUACACUUUAAUUUUCUUUCUCUGCGUUGAUUCAUAGAUCAUGCUUUCGUAAUCGUAAGCAAAAUCUUCGAUAAUAAACUAGUUGCUCUUUUUUUUUGAAGAAUUUGUUUUAUGAUUUGAAGAUCCUUCAAUUCAAUUACUAGCUUUGGUUGUUUUGGAUUGGAUUCAAUUAGAGAGAGUGUUGAAUUCGAGAACGAUCUGUUCCGAAUAAUUAUUCUUGUUCUUCACGGUUGAUCUAUUUUUAUUCGAGGAGGAUUGUGUAAGUCUUGUUGUGGAUUAUAGAGAUUUUGGAAGUAUGGUUAGCGGCAACAUUUUUCACUGUAGAAAGAAUUCGUGGCCUCCUGAAGAGUAUAUCAAUAAAACCACUUUACAGUUGUUUGAUUUUGAUAGUGCUGCUCCGCCCGAACAUGCUUGGAGAAGGAGAUUAAAUAGCCAUGCCAAUCUUCUUAAAGAAUUUAGAGUAACUUUUAUGGAAGCUAUAAAGAUGGUUCGAUUAGGUAUACGCAUGUGGUCAUAUGUUAGGGAAGAGGCUUCACAUGGAAGGAAAGCUCCUAUAGAUCCUUUCACUCGAGAAAGUUGCAAGCCAUCUGCAUCUCAAGGAGUUCCACUUGGAGGGAUGGGGAGUGGUAGCAUAUCAAGAGGAUUUAGAGGUGAGUUCAGACAAUGGCAAAUCAUUCCUGGUCUAUGCGAACCAUCACCUGUCAUGGCCAACCAGUUCUCUAUUUUUGUUAGUAGAGAGGGAGGAAACAAAAGGUUUGCAUCAGUUUUGGCUCCUGGUCAGCAUGAAGGUUUAGGAUCUAGCAAGAAAGCUGACGAACAAGGUAUAUCAUCAUGGGGAUGGAAUCUUAACGGCCAGCACUCAACUUACCAUGCUUUGUUUCCCAGAGCUUGGACUGUUUAUGAUGGUGAGCCUGAUCCAGAACUAAAAAUAUCUUGCCGGCAGAUAUCCCCUUUCGUACCACAUAAUUACAGGGAAAGCAGUCUACCUGCUGCUGUUUUUGUCUAUACGCUGGUAAACACUGGUAAGGAAAGAGCUAAAGUCAGCCUUUUAUUUACUUGGGCGAAUUCUAUUGGUGGAAACUCUCACUUGUCAGGAGAUCAUGUGAAUGAACCAUUCAUAGCUGAAGAUGGCAUCUCCGGUGUACUUCUAUAUCACAAGACAGCGAAAGACAACCCUCCUGUUACUUUUGCUAUUGCUGCCUGUGAAACACAGAAUGUUAGUGUUUCUGUUUUACCAAAUUUUGGGCUGUCCGAUAGAAGUAGUGUAACAGCAAAAGGAAUGUGGUCUAAAAUGGUGAAGGAUGGGCAAUUUGACCGGGAAAAUUUCUCUUCUGGACCCAGCAUGCCCUCAUCACCUGGAGAUACGCUAUGUGCUGCUGUUUCAGCUUCCGCGUGGGUGGAACCCCAUGGAAAAUGUACUGUUGCAUUUAGUCUUGCUUGGUCAUCUCCUAAAGUAAAGUUUGUCAAAGGCAGCACUUUCCAAAGGAGAUAUACAAAAUUUUAUGGGACUUCUGAUAGAGCUGCAGUGGACUUGGCUCAUGAUGCAUUGACACAUUAUAAACGGUGGGAAGAAGAGAUUGAGAAAUGGCAGAAUCCUAUUCUUAAGGAUGAGAAGCUACCAGAAUGGUACAAGUUUACAUUAUUUAAUGAACUCUACUUUCUUGUUGCUGGAGGAACAAUUUGGAUUGACACUCCUUUCCAAUCUUCAAAUAUGAGGAAUAGUCAGGAUCAGGUCAAAGAAUCAGAAAAUGCAGUAGUCCAAUUAACUGAAGCUAAAGUAGACUGCAGAAAAAGGGAAACAGAUAGUACUUAUGAUUCUACUGCUUCCAGGGGGCAUAAUCACUUGGAUGAAAAUUAUAAAGAUAUAUCCCAUGAAAAUGGAUGUGUGAAUACUCUCAGAAAAGGAAACUCCACGAACACUCUGCCUUGUUCAACAAUGAAGAACCUGCAACAUGAUGAUGAUAAUGAUGAUGGUGGAAGGUUCUUGUACUUGGAAGGUGUGGAAUACGUCAUGUGGUGCACAUAUGAUGUGCACUUCUAUGCUUCAUUUGCGCUUCUUAUGCUCUUUCCUCGCAUUGAAUUAAGUAUACAGCGGGAGUUUGCUCAAGCUGUUCUGUGCGAAGAUGGAAGAAAAGUAAAAUAUCUGGCAGAGGGAAACUGGGGUAUUCGCAAGGUUUUUGGGGCUGUCCCACAUGAUUUAGGGACACAUGAUCCGUGGCAUGAAAUGAAUGCUUAUAACAUUCAUGAUACUAGUAAGUGGAAGGACCUGAACCCAAAAUUUGUACUUCAGGUGUAUCGAGAUUUUUCUGCAACAGGUGAUUUGCAAUUUGGAGUUGAUGUGUGGCCUGCUGUCCGUGCUGCAAUGGAGUACAUGGAGCAAUUUGAUAGAGAUGCUGAUGGUCUUAUUGAGAAUGAUGGUUUCCCUGAUCAAACAUAUGAUACAUGGACUGUCCAUGGUGUGAGUGCUUACUGUGGUGGUCUUUGGCUUGCUGCUCUUCAAGCUGCAGCUGCAAUGGCCAUUCAACUAGGUGACAGAGAUUUUGCGGAAACAUGCAAAAGGAAGUUUCUGAAGGCUAAACCGGUAUUUGAACAAAAGUUGUGGAAUGGUUCUUAUUUUAACUAUGACAGUGGAUCAAGUGGUAACAGUAAAUCCAUUCAAGCGGAUCAAUUGGCUGGGCAAUGGUAUACAGCAUCCUCAGGGCUGCCCUCUCUUUUUGAUGAUUUCAAAAUCAAAAGUUCCCUUCGGAAGGUUUAUGAUUUCAAUGUGAUGAAAGUUAAAGGCGGCAGGAUGGGGGCUGUAAAUGGCAUGCAUCCCAAUGGUAAGGUGGAUGAAACCUGUAUGCAGUCUCGAGAGAUAUGGACAGGUGUCACGUAUGGUGUUGCUGCAACAAUGAUACUUGCAGGAAUGGAGGAGGAGGCCUUCACAACUGCUGAGGGUAUAUUUCAAGCAGGCUGGUCAGAAGAUGGAUACGGAUACUGGUUUCAGACUCCAGAGGCAUUGUCAAUUGAUGGGCACUAUCGGUCCCUUAUAUAUAUGAGGCCACUGGCAAUUUGGGGCAUGCAAUAUGCAUUAAGUCUGCCAAAGGCAGUACUUGAGGCCCCUAAAAUGAACUUCAUGGACAGAAUCCACCUACCUCCUGUUAGUGGAGGAUUACAUAACGAAACAGGUAACUUCUUCACGUUGUUACGGACCCAACCCUCUCGUAGAGAAGCUGUUAAAAACGGAUGUCAAGGGUCGGGGUUCAGUUGUAACUUGUAAUAAUAUAUAGCCUGUCCUUUAGGCUGAAGCACAAAGCAAAAAUCCCAAAUAUUUCAGGUUGAAUCUCAACUUUUCAUUAAUAGAUAGAGAUGGCGAUGAUUGGAUUCUAGAAAACUUGGAGAUAGAAACUUUGAUUCCAAUGUCGUGAUUUUGAUUAUUCAAAAUGCAAUAUGUUUAAAAAGAUGUAUGAUUGAUUUCUAUCAUAUUUUUAGGAGAGAGGAUGCAGACUGAAAUGAUAGUAUCUGAUAAUUUGAUAUAUUUGGUAGGUCAAAGAAGUGUCCUUCCUUAUUUCA
Messenger RNA from Lathyrus oleraceus (garden pea), 3834 nucleotides. RefSeq lists its product as uncharacterized. Gene Ontology annotation, cellular component: membrane. The record is from RefSeq and is a predicted model, not a curated record. Gene Ontology annotation, molecular function: glucosylceramidase activity; beta-glucosidase activity. Bases 578 to 3541 code for a protein of 987 amino acids. Lineage: Eukaryota; Viridiplantae; Streptophyta; Magnoliopsida; Fabales; Fabaceae. Gene Ontology annotation, biological process: carbohydrate metabolic process; glucosylceramide catabolic process. The transcript has 20 exons.